CUCGCCACACCUCCUGUCCACCGGCCCCGGUUUGGGUUGCUUCCGCAUCAGCAUGGGCGGAUCAAAGCGGAAGGGGGAGGGCAAGCCUGUGGUUCCAGAACAUCGAGAGACCAAGGAGGGUGCUGUUGCUUCGGGACAAGUGGGUCUACACAGGCAGCUGCGAAAAACAAAGUUCUGCAUGUACCACCUUCAGGGGGUGUGCCAGUUCGGAGACAGCUGCGCGUUUGCCCACUCCUGCGACGAGCUUCAGGGGGCUCCUGACCUGCGGAAGACGAAGCUUUGCAAGUUCAAGAGUGGCCAUUGCAAGGCCGACAACUGCCCGUAUGCUCACAGCGAGGAGGAUCUCCGAUCCACGGACUUUUUCUACAAAAAGAGGCUGUGCUUGUGGCACCAGAAGGGACGCUGUCGCAACGGCGAGCAGUGCCGUUUCGCACAUGGCAAUGCAGAGCUCAGGGCGCACACCCACAUGCGCCAGCAGAAAUCAGUGGAUGCUCUGAACGCAGGCUCCCAGAGCUCGCAUAGCCAGAGCAGCUACUCUCAGGAUCCUGGGCAAAGCUCAGCUUCAGGCAGCCCCUGGGCUGAGGCAGGCGCUUUUCAGAACCAGGAGGACUCCAUUCAGUCUGUGGUUCGUCGAAUUCAGGCAGAGGUCAUGCAGCAGCAGCCUCCCGAGCCGACGCAGGACUUGGAGCUCCAGCAGAAGCUUCUGCUGUUGUUGCAGCUCAAGGCUCAGGUGGAGGCUGCGCAGAAGUUAGAGGGCCAAGACCUCUCAGGAAUUGAUCAGUUUCCUCCAGUUCCACAGGUCACACAUCCUGCCUUAGGCCCAAUGCCAGCAGUUCCUUUGCAAGCGACUAUUUCAUCCCUCUCCGAGAAUCUUGCCUUGCUGGCCCGGCAGCUGAACGACUUGGAGCACCUGGCAAGGCGUCAGCAGAUGAUGCCCAACCCCGACGUGACCGGGCAGUUGCAAGAGUUGCUCCUCCAGCAGCAGCAACAACAGCACAGUUUGCUGCAGCAAUCCCGGGCCCUGGCCCCUGACGCCAUGAUGAGGCCCUUCUCGGACUUUGGGUCCCUCCCGUCCUGGAGUCGCGACGCGGCCAGCUCUGGCUACCGGGGGGCCUGACAAAAAGGUUCGGAGGCAACGGCGUACUUCGAUCGAGCGGCCGGAACUGACGCUGCUAUUCCGUUGGACUCAUCCCGGCAUUUAGGAUGUGGAUCAAAGGCUGGCGAAAAGUAGUGCAGUCGAUGCAACAUCUCUUUGGCACCUAAUCCGAUCCCAUUUUGAACCGUUCCAGCUGCCCUGGAUGGUUUUUCACAGGGCGGCAGGGCCUUGCAACAUGGCAGAAACUGCCACUGUGCAGCUUGGAAAUGUUGUGGGAUGUUUUCAUGCUCCAGGAUGCUUAAAGUUGAACUUUUUGAGCGUGGCGCUGUGGCUCGCACGGACUGCUGUUGAGACCUCACCCUCUCACCUCAGGGCAACUGAUAGCUUGGGC
Molecule: messenger RNA, 1487 nt
Organism: Effrenium voratum
Lineage: Eukaryota; Dinophyceae; Suessiales; Symbiodiniaceae
Source: the annotation of a GenBank genome assembly